GUGCAUAGAGGGAACUCCAGCAAGGAAAAACCGGAUUAGAGGAAAAGUUUUCAUUUUUAUUUAUUUCAUUUUAAAAGAUUGUUUUUUUAAUUAGAGAGAAGAUGAAUGGUCGAGUCUGAGGGGCCAAGUGAUGCGAAUUCUGAGACCCAAAUCAUGAAAAGCAUGGAACUGGCAAAGUGGAAAGUAGAAAACAUAGCCCAUAAACCAUCAUCGUCCAUUUCGCUUCGUUUCAUUUGGGUGCCCUCUUUUUUCUUCUCUCCUUCACGAACUAGAGAGUGACCAAACUCGUUAUUCCUCCUUGCAGCUCUUUGUUCUUCGGUUUCCUUCAUGGUCAACACUGCAGCUCCUGUUCAAUCAUUUUUAAAGCUCUGAGCUUAAACGAAGUUGUGUUAGAUAUGACAUGAGGUUUCCUAGGUUUCUUAUAUGACCAAUGUUUGUGGCGCCGGUUCUUUUAGGGGAAGUAGAUCAGCUUCAAAGAUUGCAGCUUUUCAUUUUGCUUAUUUUCCAUAUUUUAUGAGGGGAAAGAUAUUAGUUGCUUAGUAGGGAUACAAAGACUUGUCUCCACUGCAUCAUUUUCACUGUGAUGCUAUAUCUUGUUUCAUAUAAUUAGUGUGAAUCCUUGUCACUUAUGGGGGAUAUUAGGAUUACCCGGGUAGAGCAAGGUCAAACAAAGAUUAAAAAUGUCCCAAUUGCUGUCACCCCUGAAGGAUUUUGGUGUUGCCCUACUCCUGUUGGGUUCCAGAAAAGCCUGAAGCCUCAAAACCCUUUGAAUAAACUCAAACCCUCUCCACCACCUCCAAAGACCAGUUCCCAGAAGAAGGAAGUCUCGGUGAGUGAGAGAAAAGCAGGGCCUGCCCCAUCAAGGUUGGUGGUUUCUGAUGUUCAACAAUGUAAUGAUGAUCCAGAAAGACCUCCACCCAGCCCUUCUGUGCCUGCACAGAGAGCACCUAGACCCAAACUUGAAUCUAUGCCAAAAAAGGUGGCUAUUGAGUUUGGUGAACCCGGAACUUGUGAUAUCAAGCUUCUUCUCCUUGGAAAGCAGGGAUUUUGUGUGAAGUUAAGUGUUCACAGGGAUGUUUUAAAGGAGAAGAGUAGUUUCUUUGCUGAUAAACUUUCUGAACAAUCUGGUUUGUCAUGUCUCCAAGUUGAUGAUUGUGAGGAUGUUGAAAUAUAUGUUGAAACUGUUGGGCUUAUGUACUGCAAAGAAAUGAAGCAACGGCUAAUGAAGCAAAGCGUUUCUCGCAUUCUUAGAAUUCUUAAGGUUGCAGAAUUCCUUGGUUUCAGCUCGUGUAUCCAAUCAUGUUUGGAGUACUUGGAAGCAGUCCCUUGGAAUGGAGAGGAAGAAGAAGAAAAGGUGAUUUCAACAGUUCUACGACUCCAAGGAGAUGGAAUCGGGGUCAAUCCGGUGCUAAAACGAGUUUCUCCGGAUACUUCCAAUGUCCCAAAAGAUACUCUCUCCCACAUUGUUGAACUUGUUCUGAAAAGCAAUGAGGAGAGAGGUCGCCGAGAGAUGAAAUCCAUUGUUCUAAAGCUGCUUAGGGAGAACAAUAGUCUUCCAAGUUCUGCAGGUUCAGUGGAGAUCUGUAAUGACAUGAUUUACAAGUCAUGCAGAAGGUGUUUGGAUUCAUUAUUGUGUGUGUUCAACCAAGCUGCAGAACCAGAGUUCAAAGACAUGCCUAGCGAUAACAAAGAACCUGUAAUAAAACAUAUAGCUCUUGAAGCCGAUAACUUGUCAUGGUUGCUGGAGAUUUUAAUCGAUAAACAAGCUGCUGAAGAUUUUGCAGUGAUGUGGGCAAAUCAUCAGGAAUUGGCAGCACUACAUGGAAAGCUUCCAAUUGCGUUUCGCUAUCAUGUCAGCUGCAUUUCUGGAAGAUUAUAUGUGAGCAUAGGAAGAGGGGAGGUUCUGCCAUCGAAGAACACACGCCAAUUGUUGUUGCAGACAUGGCUGCAGCCUCUAAUCAAUGACUACAACUGGUUGCAGCACGGGUGCAGGACAUUUGAUAGGAAACUUGUGGAGGAAGGAAUUGGAAGAACAAUUCUGACCUUGCCUUUGGAGGAUCAACAGAGUAUUUUGCUUUCUUGGGUUGGAAGCUUCUUGAAAACUGGUGAUGGUUGUCCCAAUCUUCAGAGAGCUUUUGAGGUGUGGUGGCGAAGGACUUUCAUAAGACCCUAUGUGGAAGGCCAAGGUACUGCCAUGCCAGAUGGUUGAAUGCUGCUGUCAAAGCACCAUUUGAUGUGUUCAUGAAUAGAUCUUAAAAUGGUUUUGGAUUUUGAGUUUCUCUUUUAAGGUGACUAUUCCAAGGAAUUAUAAAUGAUGUGUUGAUUUGCCAUUCUGGUUUACCUCCACCUGCUAACCUAACCAGUUUCAUGUAUACAAUCACUCAUGGAAUUGUAACUUUUAGUAAUUAUACAAAUACUAAAGAUUUUUAGUUCUUUUUUCUAAAA
Molecule: messenger RNA, 2445 nt
Organism: Vigna unguiculata (cowpea)
Lineage: Eukaryota; Viridiplantae; Streptophyta; Magnoliopsida; Fabales; Fabaceae
Product: BTB/POZ domain-containing protein At3g50780-like
Source: RefSeq, a predicted model, not a curated record